AUGGUUUUCUUAUUUACAAAACUUUUUCGUAAUAUUGUUCUUCUUGUUGUGGCUUUUAAUUUGAUUGGUUACUACCUUCGCUGGAAAAAUUACAACAUUCUAGCCAAGGACUUUAAGACAAUUGCAGCGGCUGCAGCAAGUAAUAAUGCUCUAUCAGCAAUCUCAAAAUUCCAAUCUGAUCUCAAACGUACAUACAAAGGACAUACGCUGAUCGGAGAUUCGAGCUGGAAUCCUCUUUCUAUGGGCGGACUUCAGCUUCGUUUGCAACUUAUUUAUGCUACUCCAUUUGAAGCGUAA
Messenger RNA from Meloidogyne enterolobii, 297 nucleotides. The record is from the annotation of a GenBank genome assembly. Lineage: Eukaryota; Metazoa; Nematoda; Chromadorea; Rhabditida; Meloidogynidae.